GAGAAAACCGAUCUGCUUUCUCACUUUACAGUAGGAUGUGAGCACUUCUUCUUCUUGGCGUCGUUUCCGUGACCGUGUGCGGACUGAAUAAUUUUCGGAUCAUCGUCAUCAUGCGCCCGACGCCUGUGUGCUCCGCCGGCGACGGGGACAUAUUUGACAGCAUUCAGAGAGGAAACACUGAGCAUUGUGCACAAUUCGUUCAAAAUGAUCCAUCAGUCCUCCAACGAAAAGGUUGGGGUGGUUUUACCCCACUCCACUACGCUGCCCUGCAUGGUAACCGUACACUCAUUGACCUUUUCCUGAAUAAUGGAGCCAAUCCCAACUCGACGUGUGAUGCAGGACAAACAGCUUUUCAUUUUUCUUGCAGGCAAGGGAAUAUCUAUAUCAUGCACCAAAUGAUGAAGCAUGGAGCAGAUUUGCGACUCGUAGACCUACAGGGAAAGACAUCACUGCAUCAUGCUGUCAGUGGGGGCAACAUUGUUGCAGUGCAGUACCUGUGGGAGACUGGAAUAUUUCGGUUCUCUGACAAAGACCUAUACAAGGUGACACCUCUGCACUUGGCUGCAUCUACUGGAAACACAGAGAUGGUUCAAUACCUGCUCAGAGAUCAGAGAUGUAGUGUGGAUGCUGCUGACCAGCAGGGAGUGACGGCGCUUCAUAUAGCUGCAGAGAGAGGAGGGGUGGAGGUGUGUUGGAUGCUUCUGCAGACAGCAGGUUGCUGGAUACUCCAUCAAAAGAACCACAGUGGACUCACACCACUGGACCUCUGCAAGCAGGGGAAAACAUUUCGACAUCAGCAACUCACCAGACUACUAAAGCAGUAUAUUACUGAGCCAAUACACCACAAGCCCAGAGAAUCCCAUGUUUUGUACUAUUGGACUCUGCUUUUUCCAACCCUGAGUGGAACCGUCAUUCUGCUGAUAGCAGCCAUGUUGGGAGCAUAUGGUGGGUUACUCUGUGGGUUGCUCUUCCCCUGGCUGGCCAGAAGCAUCUUCACACAGUACCACCGCAUGACCACGUACCAAAGGUUACCUAACCCAAUCUACUUGGGAACACUCAUGGCUGGCAUGUUCCUUUCCAUUCUCUGCUUCUAUGGAAAAAUUCUGUCUAGUGUGUUGCCAAGCGCUUUAGUUCAGGUAUCGAUGGUCCAUUUCGCCCUGGUCCUUUGUUUGUUCUGUAAAGUUCUGACCCAGGAUCCCGGGAAGCUGGACAGAGCAGAAGCAGACCCUCGCUUCUCCUGUAUCGCUGAGCUGGUGGAAAACAACCAGAGUCCCCACAGGUUCUGCCCAUACUGUGAGCUGUUUCAGCCGGACUACACGAAGCACUGUAAGCUGUGCGAUGUGUGCAUUAAGGACUAUGACCAUCACUGCCUUUUCCUCAACCAGUGCAUUGGCCGGGGCAACCAUCGCCUCUUCCUCUCCUUCAUCCUCUCCAUGUUGGGUGCCCACCUUCUUUUUCUUGCCUCAGCAACACGUUACCUGUACGAGAUGACGUCUACAGACAGCUACAGCUACAGCUGGUCUUUGUGGCUUUCAAUGCUGGGGACUGAGUUCUGGGUGGUGGCCAUGAUGGUGAUGAACGCGCUGACACUCCUUUGGGAAAUGUGGCUCCUGAAUGAACAGUUUGGGGCCAUCGCCACAGGGACGACCACCUACUUCAAACAGUGUGACGACUCCACACGGCACAGGUUGUUAGGACAGCGCUGGAUUACAGUGCUCUUGUUUUUAUUCGAAGGACAAAGACGGGUGGGUAUCGGAGGAACGGAAGAUGAUAGAAAGUCCAUCGACAUUUAGAAACUCUCCAUUUGUCUUCGUCUAAGAAUCAACAGUGUUAACUCUCACAAAUAACACGAUGUACUUGAUUGUAACAUUUGAUUAUCCAUCCGUCCAUCCAUUUUCUAUACCCGCUUACUCCAAUUAAGGGUCACGGGGGCUGGAGCAUAUCCCAGCAGUCAUAGGGCGUGACAUGGGGUA
Messenger RNA from Thalassophryne amazonica, 1973 nucleotides. RefSeq names its product probable protein S-acyltransferase 23. Gene Ontology annotation, biological process: protein palmitoylation. Gene Ontology annotation, molecular function: palmitoyltransferase activity; protein binding. The record is from RefSeq and is a predicted model, not a curated record. The transcript is spliced from 10 exons. Gene Ontology annotation, cellular component: Golgi membrane. Lineage: Eukaryota; Metazoa; Chordata; Actinopteri; Batrachoidiformes; Batrachoididae. The coding region runs from base 111 to 1793 and encodes 560 amino acids.